UGGAAAGGUAGAAGGCCAGCCCAAUGGUGACACAAUCCCAGCUGAGCAAGCCAACCCUUCAGAUGACACUGUUGCUGGUGCUGGGAGUCGUCAGAAUGAUCAGAUAGUGCAGAAAAUAGAGGAAGUGCUCUCUGGAGCCCUUGAUACAGAGCUACAGUGCAAAUCAGAUGUAGACAAAAAUACUGUGAAAAAUAGUACUCAGUCUACAAAAAGAAGCUCUACUGGUGAAGAUGAAAUUCCUAGGAAAAAAUCAAAGAAGAACAAGAAACACAAAAGCAAAAAGAAGAAGAAAAAGAAGAAGAAAAGAAAGAAAGAGAAGAAGCAUAAAAAGCAGGCAAAGGAGGCAAAGUUGAGUACACGUCAUCCAGAACAUGCAGACUUGCAGCCUGUCACUCACGUGAUGCCAGAGAAGUCAAGUAUACAGCAUGGAGGAUUUGGAGAUGCAAAUCUGGCUGUCCGUGUGCAGCCAGAGGAACUGUGCUUACAAGCAAGUGAGGAGCUUGAUAGACAAGCUUUAGGACUUGUUUCUCAUUCAAGAACUGAUUUUCAGCAAUCUACAGAAAACCUUGGAAGUGAGAAGGGGACUUUAUGUGCCACGCAUCCUCCAUUUAGUUCAGAAGGCAGUCAAUCUGAUAUCCAAGCAAAUGCUAGUAUAACUCAAAUUUGCACUAGAGGAGAACAAACUAUACGGUCUCAUGAAAAUAUUUAUCCUGUAGCUACUAACAUGAGUGAAAAGGGUGUUCUUAUUGAUACUGGAAAUGAUAAUUUGUCUAGCAUCCAAUCUGGAGUUGCCAAUAAAUAUGAAAUUCAGAAAGACUCAGCAGCACCUCUAGCUUCAGAGGUAAUAGAAGCACUAAAAGAUUCAGAAGUUAUUCUGAAAUCUAAAGGCACUGGGGAAGUAAAAACUUUGGAUAAAGCUCUUGAGUCUCAGACCAUAGAUGUGUUGAAAUAUUCAGAAGCAUCUCUACAGUCUGUGGCACGAGGGCAAGCAAAAGAGUUAGCAGCUUCAGUGUCUUUGCCAAGUGAUGCAACAGCAAUUCCUCACAUGUCUGUGACCAUGGAAGAAGUGAAAAUUCCAGAAGCAACUGAAAAAUACUUGCAUAUGGGAAGUGUGGAAAGAUCAUUGGAAUUUGGAGGUGCGAGCAGAACUUUAGAGUCUGCCCUGAAGCCCUCAAUUGUAUCUGAUAAUCUGAGAGGGAUGCAGUGCAGCACCAUGGAGGGUUCAAGUAUCUUGAAGGCAGAUGUAUCUUUUCAGCAUCCUUUAAAAAUAGCUGCAGUGACUGCUGUCACCCAGGUGGAAGUGAAAAAUGCCAGAACACCCCUGGGACCAGGAGCUGUUACAGAAAUGAAGGGUUUUGAACCAGCUGGGACAUCUGUGCAUGUGGAAAAUGUGAAAGCUUUGGAAGAAGCUCUGCAGCCAGUUGCUGCAGUAAAAUCCAAAACUUUGGAAGCAGUCAUGGAACCUAUGGGUGUUUUAGCAAAAGAUGUUAAAGCAGCUCAAGAAUGUCUGCAAGUUGAAGUAAUCAAAGAUGUGGAAAGUACCACUGCUCCUGCAGCAGUGCUGAGUGCAUCAGGAGUGUUCGUACAACCGCAAGUCUUGACAGAAACAAGAAGUGUGUGCAGAACCCAGGAAUCUGCACUUCCAACAGAACUGACAAGUGUAAAUGUGGUUGCAGGAGCAACCAUGGAAGUUCUGGCACCAACAGGAGUAAAAGGUCAAGAAAUAAGUCAAGCUACUCUGCAACUGGAAAAUACUAAUGCUUCGAAAAUGUUGGAAUCUGCUCAGAAGCCUGUAGCUGUAACAGAGGCAAAAUAUUCAGAAGGUACUUAUUUAGUGACGCAACCAGAUGAGCUGAGAGGAUUGAGAUUCGAGAGUGAAUCAGACAUGAGAAGACCGGAAGAAGAUGCAGCAAAGAUACAAGCUUCAGAAGCAGUCUUGCGGCCCGUAGCCCUUGCAGUGGCAAGGGGUUUGGGACAUGAUGAGCGUUCUGAAGCCAGAAUUGGUAGCAAAGUUUUGGAAGCAAGUCCAGGACUUCUUGCCUUAGAAGAAAGAUUGGCAAGGACUCCUCAGUCUGUGGUUGCACAUGUAAGCAUGGAAGCAUCUGGAGAGUCUGAGGCAUUGGCAGGAAUGAUGCAUUUGAAAACCACAGCAGAGAGAGAACCAAAACAUGCAGAAGUGGUUGCAGAAGCUCUUGGUGCAAGCAAGACAAAGAGUUCCAUCAUUUCACAGUUUCAGGUCAUGACACAGACAAGAACCUCACAAACUGAGGUGGUAGAGGAGAGAAAAGAUUCUGAACUAGCUGCUGGUUCUGCCGCUGUAGAAGUAAGAGGUUUAGAUAGCUUGUCGGAAGUUGAGGCAGUUGCAAAGGUAAAAGAUGGGGAAGCAAGAUCAAAAACUUCACACUUAACGCAAAUGAAAAGUUUGGAAAUGUUUGUGGGAUCUGAAACGAGGCCUCUAAUGCAAGGCUUGGGAAAGACAUUGACAUCUGAGAUGGUUAGAGAAAUGAGGUAUUCUGAAACUGCUCCAGAAGAUACAAACAGUGCAGAGGCAAGGAGCGAAGAAGCAGUGCUAGAACCUGUGAAAACGGUGACAGUGGAAACUUCAGAAACACAUUCAAAAUAUGUACAGGAACAAGUAGUAGGUCAUUCGGAAGCAGUACUGGAGAAUUUGCCUGGACUGGAAGAAAAAACGAUGGCAUCAGAAAUAAUGACAGAAGGGAGGAACUUGAAAGGAACUCCAGAAUCUAAGAUACUGACAGAUGUGAGAACUCCAGGACCUACUGUAGAAUAUAUAAUUGCAACAAGAAGAGCAAGCACACCAAAAAAUGAGUCCUCACUUACAAACAUAAAAGAUUUGGGUGAAGUUUCAGAGACUGAGACAGCAAUGAAAGCAAAACAAUUGGAGCCAGUUUCAGAAACAAGAGAAGCGAGGUUGUUGGAAAGUAUGAAAGAGCCUGAGGCAGUGGAGGUGAAAGAUUCUGAAGCAGUCGAGGAGCCUGAGGCAUGCAUGGAUACCCAAGGGUUGGAAAUUUCCCAAAGGUCUGUAAAUGUGGGGCUGGUGACUGUUUCAGAAGCCGUUCCAGAGUCUUUGCACACAGAAAAGCAAGAACAUCUAAAAGCAGUUCUAGAAGUAAAAUCUGCUGCACCAUGGAAGAGUACAGAAGAGGCUUCAGAAAUCUUGAGUGCAGCUCAAAUGAAAUCUUCUGAAGCAGUUCCAAAAACAGGGGACAUGAAAAAUGUGGAAACACUGCAACAUGAAGUGGCAGCAGAAGUACAAUAUGGAGAAGGGGUGCAGGGUCAACAAAUGGAGGGUGUGACAGUUCCAAGUCAAGCUCAGGAAUGUGAGAUACUGGUUGAGAAGAAAGAUGCACAGCAAACUCAAGUAUCUGAGCCCUUAAUAGCAGAAACAGAUUUUAGUUCUUCACAUGCAGCAGAUGAAAAAGCUUCAGCAGGGACUUGCGAAUCUGAAAUAAUUGGAGACACGAAACAGUUGGAAGCAACUCUGUCUCCUGUGGCAGAAACAAAAGAUUUGGAAAUGGUUCCUCUUCCUGAGACCAUUAUAGAGCCAAAAGAUGCAGAAGCAGCCGUGGGGUUGGAGACUGAAACAAAACAUUUAGAAGCAGCUCGAGUACCCGAGACUGUAACAGAAGCAGUUCCACUACUUCCAGCAGAGACAAGCCAGUUGGAAGUUGUUCCACAGGAUGAGGCUGAAAGAGAAGCAACUCCGGAACGGGAAUCAGAGAAAAGAGAUUCAGAAACGUCUGAUGUGCAACCUGACGUGGCAGCGCGAAUGAAGGAGACUCUGAUGAGACUUGAGAAAGUUAUUGAAAAAAGUAGCCAUAGAAGCAGUGAUAAAAAACACGAUGCCAAGAAACAAAAAAGGAGUCGCUCCAAGUCUCAGUCCAGGUCUAGGAAGCGGAAGAAAAAAUCAAGAUCACGUUCUACUUCCAGGCGUUUGACUUCUAAAAGAGCACGUUCGAGGAGCAGAAACUAUUCAGAUUCCAGAAAAAAGCAUUCCAAAUCCAGAUCUCAAUCAAUGGAGAAGAGAGAGAGAAGAUUGUCUUCCCGAAGAUCCAGGCGCAGACGUUCUGUGUCGUCUGACCGUUACAGGUCUAAAUCAAGAUCAGCAGAAAAGAGAGGGAGCAGAUUGUCCUCUGGGAGGUCCAGACGUAGACGUUCCAGGUCGUCUGACCGCUACAGAUCCAAAUCUAGAUCAGUGGAAAAGCGAUUGUCUUCCCGAAGAUCCAGACGUAGGCGUUCCAGAUCCUCUGACCGCUACAGAUCUAAGUCCAGGUCAGUGGAAAAGCGGUCUAAGUCUAGGUCAUUGGAAAAGCGACUGUCCUCCCGAAGGUCUGGGCGCAGACGUUCCAGGUCUUCUGACCGCUACAGGUCUAAAUCACGGUCAGUGGAAAAGCGGUUGUCCUCUCGAAGGUCCGGGCGCAGACGUUCCAGGUCUUCUGACCGCUAUAGGUCUAAGUCUAGGUCAUUGGAAAAGCGACUGUCCUCCCGAAGGUCUGGGCGCAGACGCUCCAGGUCAUCUGACCGUUACAGGUCUAAAUCACGGUCAGUGGAAAAGAGGGGGAGCAGGUUGUCCUCCUGGAGAUCCCGCCACAGACGUUCCAGGUCCUCUGACCGUUCCAAAUCUAGAUCCAGGUCUUCAGAAAAGAGAGGCAAAGAAUACUCCUGGAGGUUCAGAAAUAGAGGGUCUGGCUCCUCUGAUCGUUCAAAAUCUAGGUCAAGAUCUGUUGAGAAGAGAGGUCGGAAGGCAUCUGUACGAAGGUCUAAACGUCAGCGCUCAAAGUCCUCUGACCGUUACAAGUCUAGAUCCAGAUCAGUAGAAAAAAGAGACCGAAAACAGUCAUCACGCAAAUCUAAACGUCAGCGCUCAAAGUCCUCUGAUCGUUACAAGUCUAGAUCCAAAUCAGUUGAAAAAAAGAAGGAGUCCUCACGAAAAUCUAAGCGUCGCCGCUCCAAGUCCUCUGACCGUUACAAGUCGAGGUCUAGGUCUGUUGAAAAAAAGCGCAAAGAAUCUUCAAAAAAGUCCAAACGGAAACGUUCCAAGUCCUCUGAUAGUGUCAAGUCAAGAUCCAAAUCUGUAGAAAAAAGAGAGAAUAAGUUAUCCUCAGUGAAAUGCAGUAGCAAGCAUGCGGAGUCUUCUGAGCUUCAGGAGUCAACUAAAUGUCUUGAAAAAGCAGAAGUUCCUGAACUUUCUCUUGCAAGUGAAGGUAGCUCCUCCAAAUCCUCUAAUGGUCCCAUGUCAGUAUCUUUGUCUGAUGAAAGAGUAAAUGGCCCAGAGCUGCCACCAGCAUCUGAAAGUGGAUUUUCUGAAACUUCUGAUAGUCUUGAGAAAAGCUCCUUACCUCUUGAAAAAGCAGCUGGUCUGCAGCCUUCUGUUGUCUCUGAAUUUGACAGUUCCAAAACCCCAGAUGACCAGGAGUCCAUGCCUGUAGAAAAAAACCAGGUUUCAGAGCUUUCUGUGACAUCUGAAAACGUAUCAACUGAAAAAGCAGUAGCUCUGGAGUCUUCAUCACUACCUGAAAACUACACAUCCAGGUCAAGAUCCUCAUCUGUUGAAAAAAGAGGAGAUGCAGAGACUUCUUUGGUAACAGAAUCUCAGCCCUCUGCAUCCCAUGAAGAUGAGUCGAGAUCUGCAUCUCUCAGAGAAGUAGAGGGUCCAGAACCUCUUCUAACAUUUGAAAGUGGAUGCUCUGUGUCUUCUGAUUACAAGACAAUCUCCUCAUCCUCUGGAAGAACAGAGGUUCAAGGGUCUUCUCUGAUGUUUGAAGGUGUACGCUCUGAGUUGUCUGAUAGACAUGAAUUGAGGCAUACCCCCAAUGAAAAAACAGAGCUUCAGAAUUUUUUGCAAGUACCUGAAGGUGAAUCUUCCAGGUUGGCUGACAGACCUGAGUCUUUUCAAACAGUAGAGGCUCAAAAAUCUUCUCUAGCACAUGAAGUUAGAUGCUCUGUGUUCCCUGACGUCUGUGAGCCAGGGUCCUUGCCUGUUGAAAAGGGCCAGAUGCAGGAGCCUUUGGCUUCUGACAGUGGAUGCUUCAGGUCUCCUGAUGGAUAUGAAUCAAGAUCAAGCUUUGAAGCACAAACAGAGCAGCUUCUGCCAAUGUCUGAAAGUGGGUCCUUCGAGUCACCUGUUGGAAAUAGACAAAGAUCUUUAUCUGUUGAAGAAGUUAAUGCCUCAGAUAUUUCCCUGACAUCUGAAUGUGGUCCUGUAGAGAUCUCCAAUGACUUAAUUUCAGCGUCAUCUUUUGAAAAAACACAGGAAAUGGUGCUGACAAGUGUAGGACAAAGUUGCAAGUCUUCUGAAGUUCAUGAGGCCGUGUCAUCUGUUGACAGAGAUUUAGAUGGUCCAACGCUUUCACAAAUGCUUGAAAUUGACUGCUCUGAAUCUUCUGAAAGGAAUGAAUCGAGAUACCUCUCUGCUGGAAAAAUACAGGGUGCAGGAUCAUGUUUGAUUUCUACAACUGGGAUUCCUGUGUGCCAUGAUGGCCAUAAAUCAAAACAUAGUUACUUUGAGAAAACAGAAGGUGGAGAACUGUCAUUGGCAUCUGAGUUGAGAUGUUCUGUCAUCCCUGAAGGCUAUGAAUUGGCAUCCACUGCAGUUGGAAAAAUUGAGGUACAGAAGCCUCCUGUCUUACUGGAAAAUGAGUUCUCCAAACCUGCUGAGGUUUAUGAAUCAGUAGGCACAUGUACUGAAAAACUACAUGCCUCAGUGACUUCUCUGACAUCUGAUGGUGGGUGUUUCCUGUUGUCUGAUAGUCAUGAAUUGAGACCUAUCCCUGCUGCAAGAGUAGAGGUGCAGAAGUCAUCUGACCCGAAAGGCAUUGCAUCCCCUGAUGGCCACAACUUGAGAUCUGCCUCUGAUGAAGAAAUACAGGUGCAGGAGCCACCUCUGAUACUGGAAAGCAGAUGUUCUGUUUCCUCUGAUGCUCAUGAGUUGACAUCCGCACAUUUGGAAAAAGUUGAGGUAGAGGAGAAUGAGUAUACAAUAGUGCUUGAUGGCCCAGAGUUGACAUCAACCCCUGCUGAUAAAACAGAGAUGCAGGAGAUUUAUCAAAUGUCUGAAGAAAGAUAUUCAGUGUCUGUUGAGACUCAGGAGUUGCAGUUGCCCUCUGUUGAAAAGAUAGACAUGCAAGAAUCUGCUCUGCCAUCUGAAAAUGAAUAUGCUGUAUCUUGGGUGGGCCAGGGGUUGAGAUCUAGCUCUCCUGCCAAAGUAGAGAUGCAGGAGGUGUCAGUAGUACCUGACAAUGAAUAUGCUGUGUCUUGUGAAGAUCACAAAUUGCCAUCUUCCCUUGCUGAAAAAACAGAAGUGCAGGAAUGUUGUCUGCUGCCUGAAAGUGAGUGUGCUGUAUCUCCUGGGGACCAGAUGGCAGCCAUCACAGCUGAAAAAGAGGUGCAGGGGCCUUCUCUGACAUCUGACAGUGAAUGUACCAUCUUCCAUGAAGGCCAAGGAUUACAGUCUACCUUUGCUGAAAAAACAUCGUCGCAGCAGCCUUCAGUAGUAUUGGACAGUCAAUAUGCUGCAUCACUUGAAGGGCAGGAGUUUCUCUCUGCUGUUGCUGAAAAAACAGAGGUGCAGGAAUGUUCUUUGCUAUCGGAAAAUGAGUAUGAUGUAUCUAGUCCUCUUGAAAAAGAAGAAGCGGAGGAACCUUCAGAAACAUCUGAAAGUGAAAGUUCAAUGUCCACUGACAGUCAGGAGCUGCAGUCUACGGUUGUUGGGAAAACCGAGGUGCAGGAGUUGUCUUUGUCCGAAGGUGAAUGUACCAUGUCCCCUGAAGAUCAGGAGCUGCCGUCUAGCCCUGCUGAAAAAAUAGAGGCUAAGGAGCCUUCUCUGACAUCUGAAAAUGAACAUGCUCUAUCCCCUGAAGAGUACGACUCAAGAUUGACUCAUGCUGAAAAAUCAGAGGAUAUGGAUUCCCUGACAUCUGAAAAUGACCAUCUUUCAUCUUUCAAGAGCCAGGAGGUAAGAUUUCCUACUGUUCAGAAAUCAGAUGUGCAGGAGCUUUCUCCAACACCUGAAAAUGAAGAUGCAGCAUACCCUGAUGGCCAGGAGGUGAACCUCUCCACUGUUGGGGAAGUAGGUGAACCUUUGAUGCUAAACGAUAGAGCCUCUAUGUCCCAUGAUGACUUGAAAUCCAUCCGUGUUGAAAAAAUGGAUGAUUCAAUCCCUUUAAUGCCUGAAAGUGGGUGCUCUGUGUCCCCUGAUGGCUACAGUGUGAAAUCUGGCCCUGGUGAAGAAACGGGGGAUCUAGAGCCUUCUUUGAUAUCUGAACGUAGACAUUCCACAUCCUCAUACCAGGAAGGGCAUGAGCUGAAAUCUCCUGUGGAGGAAGAGGGUCUAGAGUCCUCUUUGGCUUCUGAGCAUAGACGAUCUGUGACCCCUGAGGGCAAUGACCAGAAAUCUACUGUAGAUGAAGAAACAGAUGAUUUGGAGCCUUCUUUGACAUCUGAACAUAGGCGCUCCAUGUCCCCUGAUGAGCAUGAGUCAAGAUCUAGCAUUGGUGAAGAAGGAGAGUAUCUGGAGCAGCCUUUGACAACAGAACGUAGAGACUCUGUGUCUUCUGAUGACCAUGAUUCCGGGUCUACUGCUGGGGAAGAGGUAGAGGAUGCAGAACCCUCCUUGGCAGCUGAACGAAGAGAUUCCACAUCAUCUGAUGAGCAUGAGUCAAGGUCUACUACUGGUGAAGAUGCAGAAGAUGGUGAGCCUUCUUUGGCAGCUGAACGUAGACACUCUACGUCCUCCGAUGACCGAGAGUCAAGGUCUACAACUGGUGAGGAAAUGGAGGAUUUGGAGCCCUCGACAGCUGAACAUAGAGGCUCCAUGUCUCCUGAUGGACGUGAGUCAAGGUCAACCACUGGUGAAGAAGCAGAGGACCAGGAGCUGUCUUUGACAGCUGAACGUAGGCAUUCCACAUCAUCAGAUGAACACGAGUCGAGGUCUACCACCGGUGAAGAUGUGGAGGAUAUGGAAACCUCCUUGACAGCUGAACGAAGAGAUUCCACAUCAUCUGAUGACCGUGAGUCAAGGUCUACCACUGGUGAAGAAGUGGAGGAUAUGGAACAUGCUUUGACAACUGAACACAGACGUUCCACGUCCCCUGAUGGGCGUGAAUCGAGGUCUACCACUGGUGAAGAACCAGAUGAUGUGGAACCCUCUUUGACAGCUGAACGAAGAGACUCCACAUCAUCAGAUGAGCGUGAGUCAAGGUCUACCACUGCUGAAGAGGGUGAGGAUGCGGAGCCCUCUUUGGCAGAUGAAGAUAAACAGGAUUCCAUGCCUCUUGAGAGGCUGGAGGAACAGGACUCUUCCUUUUUACCUGAAAGUAGGCGUUCCGAGUCUUCUGAACGUGAAAAAUCUAGAUCCAAAUCUGUUGAUAAAAUGUCUGACAAAGAGUCUUCACGAAGAUCUCUAAGUAGACACUCAAAGUCUCCUACAUGCCAAAAGAGUCGAUCCACGUCUGUUGAAAAAACAGCAGACAAAGAGUCUUCACAGAGAUCUAGACGUAGACGUUCCAGGUCUGCUGCUCACCAGAAGAGUCGAUCCACAUCUAUUGAGAAAACAGCAGACAAAGAAUCUUCACGGCGGUCUAGACGUAGACGCUCAAGGUCCGCAGCUCACCAAAGGAGUCGAUCGACGUCUGUUGAAAAAACAGCAGACAAAGAGUCUUCAUGGAGGUCUAGACGUAGACGCUCCAGGUCCACUGGUCACCAAAGGAGUCGAUCCAAAUCUAUUGAGAAAGCAGCAGACAAAGAAUCUAGAAGGUCUAGAAGCAGACGCUCCAGGUCUUCCCAGCGCAGAUCCCAGAGAUACGAUACAGAGUCUCGCUCUAGACGGAAUCGCUCCAGAUCAGUGACACGGAGGAGAGCAUCAAGAUCAAAAUCUAACCGUCGCUCUCGAUCUAGCUCAUUGUCGCGUUCAAGGCACAGAAGGAGAAGUAGGUCAAGGUCAGCAUCAAGAAGACGGCGUUCUUUAUCAAGAGACAGACGUAAGAGAUCUCAGAGAAAUAGAUCAAGAUCUACUGACAGAAGAAGAAGAAGGUCAGAUUCAAGAGAUCGUAGAAUAUCACUCAGGUUACGGAGCAGGAGUCGAACACCGAUUCGUCAAAGGCGAUCAAGGUCGAGAGGAAGAAGACGGAGCUCUAGUAGGUCACCCAUUCGACUACGACGAUCAAGAUCCUCAGGAAGAAGAAGAUACAGCAGAUCCCCUGAUCGUCGGAGGUCGAGGUCGUCGGAACGAUUUUCAAGCAGGUCACCUAAACGUCUUACAGACUUGGACAAGGCCCAGCUACUUGAAAUAGCCAAAGCUAAUGCGGCUGCCAUGUGUGCUAAGUCUGGUGUUCCAUUACCACCAAGCCUGAUGCCUUUGUUAUCUCAAAAGAAAGACGACAAAGCCAAUCAGAAGUCAUCAAGAGAUACACUAAAGGAGCUCACUGAGAAAUGCAAGAAGAUUGCUCAAAGCACAGAUGAUGUGAUAGUGAAUAAGCCUCAUGUUUCUGAUGAAGAGGAGGAGGAGCGUCCUUUCUAUAACCAUCCUUUUAAGCUCAGUGAACCCAAACCUAUUUUUUUCAACUUAAGUACUCCCAGCAUAAAACCAGCACCACCACCACAACCAAAAAAUCAAGUCAGCCUGUCAAAGGAAUUUCCUGUUUCAUCUGGGUCUCAACAUAGGAAAAAAGAAACAGAUAGUGUCUAUGGAGAAUGGGUUCCAGUUGAAAAAGGCAAAGAAGAAAGCAAGGAUGAUGUUUUCCCCAAACCAUCCAUUGAGGGUGUGGACAUAACUACAGCUAUGAACGAUCGAGCACUGGCUCAGAAAAGGCUUAAUGAGAAUACAUUUGAUUUAGAAGCCAUGUGCAUGUUAAAUCGUGCACAAGAACAGAUUGACGCCUGGGCUCAAUCAAACUCCAUACCUGGCCAGUUCACAGGAAGUACUGGAGCACAGAUACUGUCCUCGGAUGAGCUAACCAACAGUGGUCCUCAAGCGUGGAUUAGAAAGGAUCAGUUCUUAAGAGCAGCCCCUGUAACUGGAGGAAUGGGAGCUCAGCUGAUGAGAAAAAUGGGCUGGAGAGAAGGAGAAGGGCUCGGAAAAAACAAAGAAGGCAGUGUUGAGCCUAUUAUGGUCGAUUUUAAGACGGAUCGAAAAGGGCUUGUUGCUGUGGGAGAGAAGGCACAGAAGAGAUCUGGACAUUAUGUUGUGAUGAAGGAUCUUUCAGGUAAACAUCCAGUUUCUGCAUUGAUGGAGAUCUGCAACAAAAGAAGAUGGUCACCACCUGAAUUUGUGUUGGUAGAUGAUAGUGGGCCUGAUCAUCGCAAACAUUUUAUCUUUAAGGUGAGAGUCAAUGGAAAUGAAUAUAGGCCUACUUUUGCCAGCCUUAAUAAGAAGCAUGCUAAAGCCACAGCAGCAACUGCGGCUCUCCAAGCGAUGGGACUUGUACCAAAGGAAAGCAUGGUUAAUACCACCAUGUUUAGGAGUGCCUCACACCGCUAGAUAUUGUUUUUUAUAUUGACAUUAUUUCAAAUAAUUAUACUCUGCACAAGAAUGGUAUUUGCCCUGUCAUGUUGUAAAUACGUCGGCAAUUCCCACGUUGUAAAAACUGUACAGACACCUUCAGGUUUUUCUUUUGUACCAUCAAAAUGUAUUUAAAUCAUACUUAGUUUUUGGUAUGUUUAUAUUGUUUACAUUAGUGAUGUAAUUAUUUCUUAAAUGACUAAAUUGGACGACAGACUCUGGAGGCAUCAGUAAUCUAAACCCUUGUUCAGAACCUCACGCAGUUCCUCUCCAGUCCGGAGCGUCGGCGCUGUUGUGCCACGCUGCAGUGCCUGG
Molecule: messenger RNA, 11833 nt
Organism: Merops nubicus (carmine bee-eater)
Lineage: Eukaryota; Metazoa; Chordata; Aves; Coraciiformes; Meropidae
Exons: 12
Biological process (GO): regulation of cell cycle; regulation of mRNA splicing, via spliceosome
Molecular function (GO): RNA binding
Source: RefSeq, a predicted model, not a curated record